Messenger RNA from Aspergillus mulundensis, 1146 nucleotides. Its product is annotated as zinc finger MYND domain-containing protein. The transcript has a single exon. NCBI's taxonomy places the organism in Eukaryota, Fungi, Ascomycota, Eurotiomycetes, Eurotiales, Aspergillaceae. The record is from RefSeq and is a predicted model, not a curated record. The coding region runs from base 1 to 1146 and encodes 381 amino acids.
AUGCCACCCCCCUCAGGCCCCCCACCCCCCUUCACCGAAGGCUGCCACCGCUGCGGCAAACCCACCGACUCCCUACUCCCCUGCCCAGACUGCAAGCUAGUCCUCUACUGCACGGCUCACCACCGCACCCUCGACGCAAGAAAACACCUCCCGCUCUGCUUCGCCUACACCUCCGCCUACGGCACCUACAUCGCCGAGCGCGACAAGCUGCGCUCGUUCCUCGCCGCCAGCCGCACGGGCAUGAUCCGCGGCGACAGCCCCAGAGACCCCUUCGCCGUUCUCGCGCGCGCCUUCCACACCGUCCCCGAGACGAAACCGUACCUCUGCGCGCGGCGUGAUCUCGCGCACGCAGCGCGCGAUCUGGGCAGUCGCGCAGGCCGCGAUGAGCAGUGUACGCACUACCUCGAGAUCCUGCGCCAUGACGCGCCCGAUGCCUUUGGGGUGCGGUUUCACCUGCCGUACCUGCUUCUCUCUCUGGGGCGGGACCAGGAGUUCUACGACUAUGCGCGGUGGUGGUAUCUUGCGUAUGCGUAUGCGGCGACGGGGGGGCCGAAUGUUGAGAUGCCGUGGAUGGAGAAAGACGGUGAUGUGUUUGAGGAGAUGCAUAUUAAUUCACCGGCUGUUGAGCUGUGGGAGGACGUUGAUAUGCUGGUUUCGUUUAUGGGGUUGAAGAUGAAGCUCUUUCUUGAUUUGAAGGCGUUGCAGGGGGUUACGGAUGCGGCGGUGGAUCGGGUGCCCAGGGGGAUGGUGGAGGCGAUGAGGCCGCAUAUUCCGAAGAGUGCGAUUAUUCUGGGCGAUAAGAAGAUGCUGCAUUGUGAGGAUCAUAGCGGCAGGAUUAAGGUGCUGAGGUGGCAGCUGAGGGAUCUGUAUCGGCAGAUUGAUGAGCUGAAUGAGCAUUUUUGGACGGUGUUUCUGGAAGGGAGGGAGAGCGCUGUUCGGCCGAGUGCACAGGCUCGCUAUGGGCUUGGGAGCAGAGAGGAGGCGGUUGAUGUGUUUGGGAGGUGUAGGGGGUACUUCUAUGCUCUUCCUGGGGCGGUUGAUGCUGUCAAGGAGAUCAAGAAGGACGUUGAUGAGGAAUCGGCAAUCAGUGAUGAUGAGAGUGAACGCGGGGAACCGGUUGGCCCGCCGGUCAAGGUUGAACCUUGA